AUGCCGUGGUACCAGCUCAUGCUCGUGCUGAUCGUCGCCACAUCCACGGUCGGUCAAGCCCAAUUGUCGCCCUGUGACGACGGACUCGUACCCUGCACGUCGAAGGGCGGAAAGCACUUCUGCGUCGACUGGGACAACCCGUGGCAAAAGGAGUGCCGUCAUCAGGACUGCCCGGAGAACAGUGUGCCCCUCAAAAUCGGUAGUAAGGUGGCCUGCGUCCCGAUAGACCUGCUCGCUGACGGUACCAAUUUGCCCGCCACCUGGAGAUUUAACGUCUGCCAAUCGGACUAUCAAGUCAACUGCGGCAUCAACACGACAAUCUGCCUGGACAGCACCGAGCUCCUCGACUACGACCUCGACUCGCAGCUCUGCAUCCUUCCUGAUUGCCCCGAAAAGCCCUCCAGCUUCCUCUGCACUCUACCGGAUGGGCUAAAGGCUUGCACCUACUUCUCCUACAUCACGGCAAUCAAGGCGGACGACGUUUGCGAGAUGUCAUCGUUGGCUACAAUAUGCCCGCUCGGGCAGAUGAACUGCGGCGUGUACGAGCCGAUCUGCGUCGAGGUGGUCAGCCCGACGUCGCGAAACGCCCCGCUGCAGGAGUACAACGACCGUACGAGGGAGUGCAGCAUUGACGGCUGCCCUCAUGGCCACCAUCCCUGCAACAUCCCCGAGAGAGGCGACAAGAAGAUUUGCAUGCCGUAUUCGCAUAUCCAGUCGGUUGGCGAGGGUGGACGAUGCAACCUGAUGGAUCCAAAUAAGAUUCCAGAUCUAAAACCAGCGAAAGAUUGCGCCGGGCUGAACAACACGGUAGCCUGCUGGGCGGGCGAUGACUACGCAUGCUUCCCCUUCGAACGUUUGACAUCGAUUAGACUCGACGACGACAACAAGACAAUCUGCAGAUUUGGACAAUGCCCGGAAAAGGGCAAGAUUCCGUGCAGCGAGGAGUGCCACCACAUUGACGACAUUCAAGCUGUGAAGCCGGAUGGGAGUUGUGAAUACCGGAAGAUGCGUCGCGGGACCAUCAUCAUAAUCGUCGCCUGCUCGAUUAUCGGGGCGGUGGUGCUGAUCGGUUUGGUGGCUUUGGUCGCCCGCGCCGUCCUGAAGCGCAACGAUAAGACGAGAACGGCCGACAGGCGCGACUCCAGCACGACGUCCAAGCUUCAGAAAGACAGCGACGACGAGAAGCGGCCCUUCAUGCCGUCGAAGAAGCAGGAAGCCAGCAAAACCAAGCACAAAGCC
Molecule: messenger RNA, 1239 nt
Organism: Mesorhabditis spiculigera
Lineage: Eukaryota; Metazoa; Nematoda; Chromadorea; Rhabditida; Rhabditidae
Source: the annotation of a GenBank genome assembly